AUGUGUCCUCCAGCAGGAAGCGAGCACAGCCAACAAAACAAACUGUUGGUACUGUCUGAUAUUGUAUUUCAAGAGAGAUUUUUUCUGAGGAGCAGUGAAUCGCUCCUCUAUGCAACACCCAGAUAUUGCCUUUUUGCUCUUCUGAGUCACAGUGUUUUACUUUCAUUUGUUUUUUAAGCUGUUAAUUUGCAAACACAAAAACCUCUUAGGAGGGUGAACUUCUCAGUGAGUUUGAUUUUAGCAGAAGCCUGUAAAGCACUUACUGAAGAGAAGGUGUCCUUCUGGAGGAAAAUAGCGUUCAGAGAACCCAACUGCACAGAGUACAUCACACAGAACCCCAUCACUGCACCCUUGCAGCCCAGGAGCCUCCUGCACCCUCACUUCGUGACAUUGCACGAAGAGUUUGAGACCUUUGAGCUUUUCUUCAGGGAGCUAUUCACACUCCAGAAUGUCUGCUGUGCUCAUGUGGAUGUCAUUCAAGGACCAUCUCCCUUCCAGCAGAGGUCUAGGGCAGCAUCUCUCCUGUGGACUGACCUCCACUGCAUGAGAGACCUGCUUGCCUUGGCCAUGCCCUGGUGCUACCUACUCAACACCUGUGGUCAGGACCUCUCCUUGAAGAACAGCAGGGAGAUCAUCCACCUUCUGAAGGGCCUUGAGGGCAAGAACAUUGCACCCAGGGUCCUGCCACCUCCCCACGUCACCAUGUGCAAAUACGUGCACAGGGAGCAAUUUUACUCUUCCUUUUCUUUCAUGCUGUGGACAUUUGUGUGCAAGAUGCCCCUGGCCACAAAACCUGACCAUCUAUUUUGGCUCAGGCUGUCACCUGGCUCUUUAUGGGGUUCAUUGCAGGACCAGUGUGCUCUCCAUCUGCUGGCCUGGCCCAAGGACACCAGCAGCCCUGAGAGACAAUUCUGGGUGAUGUCCUGCAGGAUCCCAGUUUCAGAUGUCCCAGGAUCCAUAGCCAACACAUGAUGGGGAGGUGGAAGUGGUGAA
Sturnus vulgaris (Common starling) is the source of this 993-nucleotide messenger RNA. The record is from RefSeq and is a predicted model, not a curated record. Lineage: Eukaryota; Metazoa; Chordata; Aves; Passeriformes; Sturnidae.